AUGGAAAGGAAAAGAAGUGAUGACUAUGAAUCAGGUCCACUUCCUUCACCAAGAGCGUUGGAUAGAUUCGGGUUUGUAAAACCGGAUGCUAACACUUCUGAGGGCGUUGCCAAGACGAAUAGAUCUGCAUAUGAGUAUGAGAAAAUUAAGGAACGGAGAAGGGUUAGAAAAUGGAGGAAGAUGAUUGGGGUUGGUGGGAGUGAUUGGAAACAUUACCUAAGGAAAAAACCUAAUGUUGUUAAAAGGCGUAUAAGGAAAGGAAUUCCUGAUUGUUUAAGGGGCCUUGUUUGGCAGUUAAUAUCUGGAAGCCGAGACCUAUUGCUGAUGAAUCCUGGAGUUUACGAGCAAUUGGUGAUAUAUGAGACAUCAGCCUCUGAAUUGGAUAUAAUUCGAGACAUUUCUCGGACUUUCCCUUCACAUGUAUUCUUCCAACAAAGACACGGACCUGGGCAACGGUCUCUCUACAAUGUUCUAAAAGCUUACUCAGUUUUUGACAGAGACGUAGGAUAUGUCCAGGGAAUGGGGUUUUUAGCUGGUCUUUUGCUUCUUUACAUGAGCGAGGAGGAUGCAUUUUGGUUAUUGGUGGCAUUGCUUAAAGGCGCCGUUCAUGCGCCAAUGGAGGGGCUGUAUCUGGCAGGAUUGCCUCUGGUACAGCAAUACCUCUUUCAAUUUGAACGUUUGGUGAGGGAGCAUUUACCGAAGUUGGGAGAACAUUUUUCAGAAGAAAUGAUAAAUCCUAGCAUGUAUGCAAGCCAGUGGUUCAUAACUGUAUUUUCAUAUUCCUUUCCAUUCCAUUUAGCUCUGCGAAUCUGGGAUGUGUUUCUUUACGAGGGUGUUAAAAUUGUUUUUAAAGUUGGCUUGGCCUUACUAAAGUACUGCCACGAUGACUUGGUUAAAUUACCUUUUGAAAAACUGAUACAUGGCCUGAAAAACUUCUCCGAGGAUGCAAUGAAUCCUGACACGUUAUUGCCGUUGGCUUAUUCCAUCAAGAUAACAAAGCGAUUAGAGGAACUGAAACUAGAGUACGAGAAGAAGAAUGGGAAGAUAACCCGAUCGAGAGAAAUUUCUGAAAAUGAAAAACCAAUUCUUCCAAGCAUUCAGAGCAACUGA
Messenger RNA from Vicia faba (fava bean), 1110 nucleotides. The record is from the annotation of a GenBank genome assembly. Lineage: Eukaryota; Viridiplantae; Streptophyta; Magnoliopsida; Fabales; Fabaceae.